This is a messenger RNA of Trichobilharzia szidati, 7268 nucleotides long. NCBI's taxonomy places the organism in Eukaryota, Metazoa, Platyhelminthes, Trematoda, Strigeidida, Schistosomatidae. The record is from the annotation of a GenBank genome assembly.
CUUAUUGCGUUGUUACAGUUUGUAAACUACUGUUUACUUGCUUCUCUACUCUGUCUUAUAACAAUCAUUUAAAAUCAUUGUUUCUUAGAUACAUAGGUAAUUUAUGUUGUUCUGCUGAUAAUCACAUUGUUAAGCUCUAGACACUUACGACAGACUUGUGUUUAUAAUUAGAGUUUCAUACGUUGCUACAAUCAUAUUUAUUUAGAAAUACCUAGUAAUAUAAUUGGAAAUGAAUUUUUGACUUACAAUUAUGCACGUAAGUGCGACUGUACCACACUUGAUAAGAACACAAGGGUAUAUAAAGUACGAAGAAGCUGUAAUAAACAGAGCAGUGUAGGAAAGGGAGUAAUUAUAUGGAGAAUAAUGAGGGUUUUUAAGACAUCGGUAUGGUUAUAUACGUUUGGCAUCAGUUCUGAAUUUCAUAUUUGUGACAAAAAUACGAAUCCAGAAACAGUAAAACGUAAGUUUCAUUUAAGAAAGUAAGAAUUGGUGAAUAAUUUUGAUUUGCUUCCUCUUAAAUUAUCAAGACAUGGAUGUAACCGAAAAUAUGUUGUUUGAUUAUUUUUAUUGAUAUCAAAACAGGUAUCGAGUAUUCAGUAUGGCAGCAGAAGAUGACUGGUCAAAACUGCCUACUUUGGCUAAGGUGCAGCAUAAGCUUUGGAAUGCUCGGAUGGCGGGAUAUGAAGAAGCUUUAAAAAUAUUCUCUACAGAGACGAAUGAAAAAAGUCCUAUUUUCAAUGAAUAUAUUGGAUUAAUGAAAAAAAUUGUAACCGAUCCCCAUGCUGUAGCUCAGGAGAAAGCUCUGGAAGUUGUUUUAGCGUAUAUCGAAGUUGCUGCAGUGGCUACAAAUCUUUUUGGUUCAACUGUAGUUUCGGUGAAACCUCUUUUUAAAGAGUUUGGUCGGCUCCUUGAUGAUCGAGACCAAGGCGUUAGAAAUGAGACAAAAAAUCUUAUUGUUGAAGUCUACAGAUGGGUCGGGGCUGGUACAAAAGAUCUGUUGAAAGAUAUUAAACCGGUUGUGAUGAACGAGUUAAAUGAACUAUUUAGCUGUAUUCCACCUGAGAAACCUGUCAGACUACGCUAUUUACGCAGUCAGAAACCAAAAGAAACUAUUUCAGGUGAUGUUGUUGAAAACACCUCUGAACAGGUAGCUGCUUCAAAUGAAGCCCCAACUGAAGUUGAUCUGAGUGAUAUGAUUGCUCCAUCGGAGGUCCUUAGUAAAGUCCCCAGUGAGUACUGGCAACAAAUAACAGAAAAGAAAUGGCAAGAUCGUCGUGAUGCUCUGGAGGCACUUGAGAAGAUUACAAACGUUCCGCGCAUCGUACCAGGCGAUUUUUCCGACCUUGUUAAGAGCUUACUGCAGGUUGUGAAUAAAGAUACCAACAUUAUGUUGGUAGCUCUUGCAGCUAAAAUUUUGGGACAAUUAGGAAGAGGACUAAAAUCUAAGUUUAGUCCAUAUUCUCAACAAACUGUACAAGCUUGUUUAGGCAAGUUCAAAGAAAAGAAACCCAAUGUUGUUCAAGCCCUAAGAGAAGCUGCCGAUGCCGCAGUCUCCUCAGCGUCUUUGGAUCAUUUCGUAGACGAUAUUGUAGAGGCGUUGAGUCAUAAAACGCCUAGUGUACGUGCAGAAGCAGCCUUGAUUUUAAGCAGAAUAUUCAGGAAAUGUUCUGCCUCUUCGUUGAACAAAAAGCUAUUAAAAUCGUUUACUGUCCCUCUGUGUUUGACUUGCAAUGAUACUGUUCCUGAAGUACGUGAAAAUAGUUUUGCUGCUCUUGGUGCUGCAAUGUUCGUUGUAUCGGCAAAGGUCAUACAACCAUUUCUUAGUGAACUGGAUCCGAUUCGAAUGGCGAAAAUCAAUGAAUGUUGUGAACAGAUAGCUUCUGAAGUUGGCAGUUCUAGUAAUUCUGCUGCUCAGCCAACUAGUACUGCGAAGAAUACUUCCGCAUCGGCAAAGCCUGGUGAUGCGCCGCGCCGUGCAGCACCGCCAGUUACUCGUCCAAGCACUGCUCCUGGCAAUGCAGGUCAGGCUACGACAGAGUCUACUACAAAAGAACCCUCAGCUUCCGGACCACCUAGUAAAAAACCAACUGCUCGUGCAAAAUCUGCUGCAUCGACUUCAGAUAAAUCAAAACCUGGAAUCCCCACAGAAAACCUACUAACAGAAGAUGAAAUAUCUCAGAAAGCUUCUGAACUUCUUGGUGAGGCAACUAUAAAGCAGAUGUCUGAUACAAAUUGGAAAGAACGUCUACAAGCCGUUGAACAACUGAAGUCCAACUUCCAGUCUUCCACUUCUUCUGGUGUACCUACACAAAUUUUGUGCCGCGCUGUGCUACUUAAGCCAGGAAUUAAGGACACUAAUUUUCAGGUUCUUCGUAUUCGUAUUGAAUAUAUCAAUACAGUUCUGUCUUCGAGCACAUCGGUCACCUCGAAUCUCGCUGAUUUACUUGUACAAGAGUUACUGGAUAAGGUUGGUGAUGUCAAAGUAGGUGACAUUGUAAAAACUACACUAACAACACUAGCUGAGAAAACUAGUCUGGAGUUAGUAGGUGGUUGUGUAAUGCGUACACUUUUUCAACUAAAAAAUCCACGUAGUCAAACAGAAGGUUUGGUUUGGUUGAAUCAAAGUGUCCAGGAAUUCGGAUUUCGUAUUCCGCCUCAAGAAGUUGUACCACUACUGAAAACUGGUCUAAAUGCGACUAAUCCAUCUGUUCGACAGAAUUCCCUAACACUUGCUGGAACUAUUCAUUUAUUUCUUGGAGAACGUCUAGUCAAUUUGUUAUCAGAUGAGAAGCCUGCCGUGGUCACGUUAUUGAAUGCAGAAUUCGCAAAAAAUAAAGAUCGUACACCUCCUGCCCCCACACGAUGUUCUGCAACUCAGGCACUUCGGAAAGAUUCAGUAUCAGCUGAAAAUGGUGGAACGGAGGGAGGAUCGGCUAAUGUGGAGGCUAUUCAAGAGGAGGAACCUGAUGUUGAUGCACUGCUUCCAAAAACGGAUAUCAGGGAUCGUUUCACACCUGAAUUAUUAGGACUUUUAACAAGUAAAGCCUGGAAAGAACGUUUGGAAGCCUUGAAUACUAUUGAAAAGUUCUUAUCUCCAUCCAUGAUGAUUGAUGGUUCAAAUGGGAAACUUCAAGAGCCAUUGACUGCUAUUGCUAAAGCUGCUAACGAUGUAAAUAAAAAUUUAGCUAAACAAGCCUUGGGAAUUUUAUCCUCAUUCGCUUCAUCAUUGCCAAAAUCAGACGCUGUAAACUAUAUAAAAUAUACAGAGCCACCUAUUUUAAUCUGCCUGGGUGAUUCUAAGGUUCACAUACGCGAAGCAGCAGUGACUGCACUUACUUCAUGGCAAGCUCGAGUUCCUAUUUUAUCAAUGUUUGAAAAUGACAUGUUAGCUGAUGCCUUGAAAAUGGAAAAUCCUUUUCUGCGAACAGAGUUGCUUCGUUGGCUUCAAAGCGCUUUAUCACCGAUGCCGCUGAACGCCUUGAGAAAAAAUGCUGCAGAGAUAUUAGACAAUUUAAUGCCUCAGGUAUUCGCCUGUAUUGAAGACCGUAAUGCGGAAGCUCGUAAGCAAGCCCAAUCAGUUCUUCCUUCUCUAAUUCAAGUUUUCGGCUGGGAACCGAUAUCCAAAUGUGCCAAAAGUUUAAAAUCUACAUCAAAAGAUACAGUCAUGUCACAUUUGGAGAAAGCCCGCGAAAGUGUAGCUGCUUCACAUCCUUCUUCUGUAGCGGAGAAAAAGCCAACCUCUUCACCCAAAGCAGUGCGUGGUGGUGGCAGUGCUGCUAGUGCACGUCCACAGUCGUCAAAUUCCUCAGCAGUAACUGCAACAGAUAAUGGUGAAGAGUCUGAAAGUACUACACAAUCUUCAAACACAACUUCCAAAUCUGGUUCAGAGGCGAAGAAAAAGACUGACAGUAAAAAACCUACCAGUGCUACGAAAAAGGCUAUUGUUGAACAGCCAAUUGCAUCUGUCAUUCUACAAUCAAAUAAGACAGCUAGAGCAGCCAGAUUAGCUGAUGAGAAAAAGCGCAAGCUUCUGAAAUGGGAUUUCGAUUCUCCUACGAAAGAUCAUGUACAACAGUUGAAUACAUUAUUCAGUGCAGCAGGUGCUUCCCCUGAAUUCCAUGCUCUUUUAUUCCAUACAGAUUUUCGACAACAUAUUAAAGCAAUUGACCAGCUUUCUCAACUAUUAGAUACACCUGAAGGUGCAGAAGCAACUUUGGUAAAUGUGGAUAUCAUCUUGAGAUGGAUUGUUCUUCGAUUCUUUGAAACUAAUCCCGUUGUUUUGGGAAGAUGUAUGGAUUACUUAACAAAAUUAUUUGUUCAGAUGUCAGAAUCUGGAGCAAAUCUUUCUGAACAUGAAGGUGGUUCAUUUCUGCCUUAUUUGGUAAUGAAAGUCGGUGAUCCAAAAGAUAUGAUUCGUCAAAGUAUUCGUGGAAUAAUGAAACUUGUAGUUAAUCUCUAUCCACCUAGUCGCCUGUUCACCUAUCUAACAAAUGGCAUCAAAGCAAAGACAAACAAAACAAGGCAGGAAUGUUUGGAUGAAAUGGGUUCACUGAUUGACCGAUUUGGACUGAAUGUUUGUCAGCCGUCUGUCCCUGUAGCAAUCAAACUUAUUGCUCAACAAAUAGGCGAUCGUGAUAGUGGGGUUCGAUCAGCUGCUUUAAAUUCCCUACUAUCUGCUUACGCUAUCGUUGGUGAACAGUUAUGGAAAAUAAUCGGUGACAUCCCUGAGAAAGAACGUUCAAUGUUAGAGGAACGUAUUAAGCGCUCUGGCCAUGUACCAGCUCCUGAAAAUUUUGAACCGAAAGCUGUUGCAAGACCAAGCACUGCAAGACGCGAACCAUCUGAUUCUCGUCGCCCUGCAGAACCUGUUCCUCAAGAAUACCACCGUCAGCAACCUGUUUCUGCAGCGCAUGCUAAAGCUCGUGCUAUGUUAAAUGAAUUAGGUGACUUAUCGCCUGAAAAAGCCCCAACCAUGCCUCCACUAAUUCAGUUAGAUGCUGAUAUUAAUGAUCUCUUCCAACCUGUUGAAAUGCCUGCUCUUAAAAAUCAUGCUCGUCAAACAAUCUUAAACGCAUUGCUACGGACAAGCCCUGAUACCGCCUCAGCUAUCACAAUGGUUGUAACAGCCAUAUCUUCAAACGAUUUACUUGUUAGUUGUCAUGCUCUGGCAGAAAUUGAUACUGUUCUAAGGGAUGAGAAGUGGUACCUCCUACUAAACCAUGUCAAUCAAAUUCUAAUGCUCAUUACAAUGCAGUUACGACAGGUUACUUCGAGAUAUUUUGGAGAUCCUUCAGUUACGGAAGAUCAGUUGUGCAAAUUAAUGCAAUCCCACCUUUCCGCUCUUGAAUCUCUUUUCAAUCGUCCAACAUUGGGUCGUGAAGCUUCACGUGAAACAAUAAGAGAAUUAAUUCAGUCAUUGCUUCACAUGAUGCUAGAUGAAAGAACAGUGGAAAUGCCUGUUGGAAAUAACGUCAUCAGGUCGAUCAAUGCACUUUUCGUUCGUAUAUUGGAAACUGCCAACGGAACACGUAUUCUAAGCGCUCUCAUCAGGUUACUGCAUGAGUGUGUCAGUAAUGGACAUUUCACAAAUAGAUUUACUCAAGCUAUCCUGAAGAGUAUUUGGCGUGUUACUAAAGGAAUGAAUACUGCAUGUCCGUCAAUCUUAAAGUUUUUAGAAGAUAUACCUAAUAAGUCGUGUAAUAUAGACCCAUCAUUGUCAUGGUCUGCCAAAGGUUCUCUUAGCAAAAACAAAUGGAUACCUGUAACUCCACAAGCUGCUAGCGGCUUUCUCAUAUCUGAAUAUGACUCACCGUUGAAUUCCACUUGGUCUGUUGAUUUAGAGUUGGAGGAUGAUUGUGGUUCUGAAAAGUCGAAUAUUUCCUUUACUUUACAACCUGAUUAUCAAGAGGAUCAAGGUUUACUGUGUCUUCCAGUGUCUUCAGUUAACGGCACUUUAGAUGAAAUUUACUUAUAUUAUCUAUUUAUUUAUGGAUAUACACCACCUGAUUCGGAUUGUGGAGCACCUCUCACCUUAAAUCUUCCAUCAGUUACUCAAAAUGCAGUUCAUCAACCAAUGAUAGUCGGUCACGCUGGUGCCGGUGUAAGACGUGCACAUUACGGUAAGGGUCAACAAUGGCCUGAAAAUACUAUAUGCGCCUUUCAACGUGCUGAACAACUUGGCGUAAAAAUGGUGGAAUGUGAUGCAACUUUAACAAAAGACUUUGAAGUUGUUUUGCAUCAUAACUACACUCUAGGUGUUGUAGAACAGGUGAGAAAAUGUGAAAGUGAUCCAUCUACCUUCAAAUUAGAACAUAAACCUGAUGGUGCGGUGAACGAAAACAGUACAGAUUUGAUCGUAAAUUAUUCUUUAUCUGAAAUUCGUGAACUGUUAAGCAAGAUUGAUAGACCAGCAAACCUUGACACUGCUAAGGAGAAUAAAUAUCCUCAACCUCUAACUGGUAACGAUCCCACACCAAAUAUUCAUGGCGUUGAAGCUGCACCAGUCCCGCUAUUAAAAGAUGCAUUUCGGCAAACUUCUCCAAAUCUUGCCUUCAAUGUAGAGAUAAAAUAUCCACCGGAGACUCCAUUGAGUAUUAUUAUUGAAGAAUGUAACAAAAACAAAUCGAUAAAUUCUUCUUUACCAACGCCGUACACAUAUUUUUCUAAAAUAAAUAGAUUUUGCGACAAAAUAUUGGACACAAUAUGGUUAAAUGCUGGACGCAGAUACGUCAUUCUAUCUUCUUUCAAUCCAGAUAUAUGCUUAGCCUUGCGACUAAAGCAAUCUUUUCUACCAGUACUGUUUAUUUCACGCGGUGGAAUUCCGUGUGAUAAUAGUCACAGAACAGAUCCUCGACAUCAUAAUAUAUUCUCUGUUAUGAAUUGGGCAGUUAUAAUGAAUUUCAGUGGAAUUGUUACAGUUGGAAAACAUUUUGAUUCGACAAACUGUGUUGAUAAAAUACCACCGAAAUCUUUGACAGAUUUUUUGAACAGUAAACAACUAUCGUGCUUUGUUUAUGGUGAUGGUGUAUCAGAGAUGGAGUUUUUCAGAAAAGCAUCACAAUUCGGCUUGACAGGAGUAAUAGUCGAUAGAUUAGAUGAAUUCAUGCAAGAGUAUAACAAACAUUACAGUGGAACAAGCAACUAAAUCUUAUGAACACAGCUGUCUUUGUGAUUUUAUUGAAGGAACUUUCACACUCACUAUUGAUAAUUUAAAAACACUCGUAAUAUUCACCUGAUUUUCUCUAAUAAAGUGUUAUAGUGACGUAGUA